AUGGCGCCACAAUAUCUUCAAGUCUCACAAAGAGAUGGCCGUCGCGACAGCAACUCGAUCAUCUCUCCCACUGGUCCGCCGCCCAAGACGGCUCUACAUGGCUCGCCAUCUACCGCAUCCGACGGCAUAUCACCCCGCGCCUCUCCUCAAACGCAGUUCGCCAACUGGAACAACAACAUGGGUCCCCGUACACCUCCCCAGCCUCUGUCGCAAUCACAACACUUGGCUACAACGACUUUGAAAGUGGAGGGCAUGACAUGCGGCGCCUGCACCUCGGCUGUAGAAUCUGGCUUCAAGGAUGUUGGUGGUGUUGGCAGCGUCUCUGUCAGCUUGGUCAUGGAGCGUGCUGUUGUCAUGCAUGACGCAUCCAUCAUUUCCGCCGACCAGGUCCGCGAAAUCAUCGAAGACCGAGGAUUCGAUGCUACUGUCCUCAACACCGACUUGCCCGCAUCAACACUGGAUGAUAUUUUUGAAGAAGAGUCGGAUCAAGACACCAUCGGCCUUGGCAUCACAUCUGCCUCGUCUGGCCUGAUGACCACAACCGUCAGUGUAGGCGGCAUGACAUGCGGCGCAUGUACUUCUGCCGUCGAGGGCGCUUUCAAAAAUCUUGCUGGAAUCAAGAGCUUCAACAUUUCCUUGCUGUCCGAAAGAGCCGUUAUCGAGCACGACUCCAAGUUGAUCAGCGCUGAUACCAUCGCCGAGACCAUCGAAGACACUGGUUUUGAUGCUGCAAUCGUCGAAUCAAAGCCUUCUGAGCCCGUACGGACCAAGAUGCUACCUUCGGCCAGGAGACAGAGCAGGAAGAACGACGUACUCUUCACAACUAUCGUUGCAAUCGAAGGUAUGACAUGUGGCGCAUGUACUUCUGCAGUAACAAGCGGCUUCAACGACGUCCCGGGCCUGUCGAAAUUCGACAUCAGUCUGCUUGCCGAAAGGGCUGUCAUUCUGCACGAUCCGACCAAACUUUCCCCCGAGAAGAUUGUUGAAACUAUCGAAGAUUGUGGCUUUGAUGCCAAGGUCUUGACUUCGCGCGAGGAAGGAGGCUCUCGUUCAAGGAGAGCAAGUAGCACUGUUGAAUUGAAGCUGUUCGGUCUCCAAAAUGCGGAAGCAGCUUCUGCUCUCGAGGCCACACUCAAAAAGCGAAAGGGAAGCACAGCUGUCAAGAUUGAUUUCAAAACUGGCAGGGCCUCGGUCGCUUAUGAUCCAACACAGACUGGACUUCGUGCUAUUGUCGAAUCGAUUGAGAACGAAGGCCUCAAUGCCUUGACUGCCGAGAACGACGACAACAACGCCCAGCUGGAGUCGCUCGCGAAGACCAAAGAGAUCCAGGAAUGGUCUAGGUCCUUGAAAGUGUCUCUUGUUUUCGCUAUCCCAGUCUUCCUUACCAGCAUGAUAUUUCCUAUGUUCAUUAAGCCUUUGGAUUACGGAAGCAUCAAACUUCCUCUGAUACCUGGAUUGUGGCUCGGAGACGUCGUUUGUCUUGUUCUAACCAUACCAGUCCAGUUCGGUAUUGGUAAGCGCUUCUACAAAUCUGCCUACAAAUCUCUCAAGCACGGCUCACCGACCAUGGACGUGCUUGUUGUUUUGGGAACUUCAGCUGCAUUUUUCUUCAGUUGCGCCGCUAUGCUAGUCUCAAUCUUUACACCGCCCCAUUCGAGACCUGCCACAACAUUCGAUACCAGCACCAUGCUUAUCACCUUCAUCAUGCUUGGUCGUUUCCUUGAAAACAGAGCCAAAGGACAGACUUCGGCGGCUUUGUCUCGCCUGAUGAGCUUAGCACCAUCAACUGCUCUGAUCUACACGGACCCAAUAGCAGCACAAAAGGCCGCCGAUGAGUGGGAUGGCGACAACGAGAAGUCCGAGAAGAACUCGCCAAGUGGUGCACUUGAGGAGAAGACUGUUCCUACGGAAUUGCUCGAAGUCGGCGACGUGGUCAUUCUCAAGCCCGGCGACAAAGUCCCAGCUGACGGUACUGUUAUUCGAGGCGAUAGUUACGUCAACGAGAGCAUGGUCACUGGAGAGGCGAUGCCUAUUCUGAAGACUAAAGGAAAGAACCUCAUGGCAGGUACUGUCAAUGGUGCAGGAAGACUCGAUUUCCAGGUCACAAGAGCUGGUCGUGAUACACAACUCAGCCAAAUCGUCAGACUUGUCCAAGAAGCCCAGACCAGCCGUGCUCCUAUUCAACGUAUGGCUGAUGUCGUCGCCGGUUACUUUGUCCCUAUCAUCAUCACACUCGGACUGGCUACCUUCACGGCAUGGAUGAUUUUGAGCCACGUCCUGCAAACACCACCCACUAUUUUCACUAAGGAUACCAGUGGUGGACCUUUGAUGGUUUGCGUCAAGCUCUGUAUUGCUGUCAUUGUCUUCGCCUGUCCAUGUGCGCUUGGUCUUGCAACCCCAACAGCUGUAAUGGUCGGUACUGGAGUUGGAGCGGAGCAAGGCAUUCUCAUCAAAGGCGGUGCAACCUUGGAAACAGCCACGAAGGUGACUCAUAUUGUUCUCGACAAGACUGGCACCUUGACCAUGGGCAAGAUGAGUGUAUCUCGAUCAGACGUGCAAGGCGGCUGGACCGCCGACGCCGCUAAGCUUCGCCUCUGGUGGACAAUUAUCGGUCUUGCUGAGAUGGGUAGUGAGCACCCUAUUGCACGUGCAAUCACGAACGCAGCCAAAACACAUCUCGGUCUUGGAUCAGAUGGCACACUCGAUGGCAGCGUAGGUGAUUUCGUGUCUACUGUUGGUAAGGGUAUCUCAGCUUCUGUAGAAGCAGCCAUCUCGCCUGAACGCAGACGCUACAACGUUAUGAUUGGUAACACCUCAUACUUGCGUUCUCAGGGCGUAGCAGUUCCUGAAGAUGCGGACGACACCAACAAUCUUGAAGCUAGCAGAGACGGAAAUGCAGCCUCGAAGCAGCAGUCUGCUGGUGUUACAACCAUCCACACUUCGAUUGAUAGGGUCUACACAGGCGCUCUAUCACUUUCUGACACUCUCAAACCUUCGGCGCCUGCUGCAAUCUCUGCUCUCCAGCGCAUGGGCAUCACCUGCUCGAUCGUCACUGGUGAUCAGGCCAGCACGGCUCACUACGUCGCCAGUCUUCUCAACAUUCCCAAGCACAAUGUCCACGCUGGCGUCCUUCCUAGCGGUAAACGCGAAAUCGUGGAAGAGCUUCAAGCCCAAGGCAUCAUUGUGGCCAUGGUAGGUGAUGGUAUCAACGACUCCCCUGCCCUUGCAACCGCGAACGUCGGUAUAUCGCUCGCCUCGGGUACGGAUGUUGCUAUCGAAGCUGCAGAUGUCGUACUUAUGCGCCCUGAUCACCUUCUUGAUAUACCCGCUUCUCUCGCCUUGUCCCGUGCCAUCUUCCGACGCAUCAGAAUGAAUCUGAUCUGGGCUUGUCUGUACAACGCUAUCGGCUUACCUAUUGCGAUGGGUUUCUUCCUGCCUUGGGGUCUUUCGUUGCCUCCUAUGGCUGCUGGUGCGGCAAUGGCGUGUUCGAGUGUCACGGUUGUGGUAUCAAGUCUCUUGCUCAAAAGAUGGCAACCGCCGAGGUACAUUAGAGAUGCUGCUGCUAAAGAGGUUGGGGAGGCCGAGUUGUUCGCGGAUGUUGGCACUGCGAUUCAGAGCCGGAGUGUCAGUGAUUGGAUAUAUGGACUUGUUCGUGCUGUGAGAGGGAAACGCGGAGAUGUCAAUGCUGACAGAGGCGCUUACGUGCCUCUGCAGAGGUUCGAAGAGGUGUAG
Molecule: messenger RNA, 3732 nt
Organism: Aureobasidium musti
Lineage: Eukaryota; Fungi; Ascomycota; Dothideomycetes; Dothideales; Saccotheciaceae
Source: the annotation of a GenBank genome assembly